AAAAGUUCAUAAUUUUUGUAAAAUCGAUUAUUUAGUUCUAUUACCAUGUGAUUCUACAAUUAAAACCUCAAACAAGACAAACGGAACCCGGUAUUCUUAAUUUUGUGCAUUUACAGUUAGACGCGUAACACGUAUUUUGUGCAUCGAGUUUAGCAUUGAAUUAGGCCACAUAGCGAUCUCUCCCUAAAAUACCGCUGUUCUGGCUGUCGACGUAUCAAGCUAACAGGCGGGAGAGUGAUGAUCAGAAAGAGCGCGACCUGGUAAUGUGAUGUCAUCAAAAGGGGAAACAGAGGCCGACUCUGGCACCGUGUCGCCAAAUCUGCCAGUAGUCAAAAAUGAACCGGCGACAACAGCUAGCGGUAAAGAAACUCCGAAGAGGGGUGGUACAUUGUUAAAAUGUACCACAUGCAAUAGUUUUAGUACAUUAAGUAGUCGUGCCUUAACCACACACAUGGCUCAGUGUUCGCCGGACAAUAACAAUGUGGCGGGCGCACAGAACGCCGACGCGCGGCCACACAGAAAGCUGUUCGAAUGCGACGUGUGCAACAUGAAGUUCUCAAACGGCGCGAACAUGCGUCGCCACAAAAUGCGACACACCGGCGUCAAGCCUUACGAAUGCAGGGUCUGUCAGAAGAGGUUCUUCAGGAAAGACCACCUAGCAGAACAUUUCACAACACACACCAAGAGCUUGCCUUACCAUUGCCCGAUAUGCAAUCGGGGUUUCCAACGCCAGAUCGCAAUGCGAGCACACUUUCAAAACGAACACGUCGGACAACACGAUCUCGUCAAAACUUGCCCCCUCUGCAGCUACCGCGCUCCUACCAUGAAAAGCCUCAGAGUUCAUUUCUUCAACAGACACGGUAUAGAUCUGGAUAACCCAGGUCCCGGCAAUAACUCUGUUUCCCUCUUGGCUGCUGGCAUCGCGAAUGCCGCAUACGCCGAUGGCACCAUGGACCCUGCAGCGAUGAACGCGCUGGGCGCUUUAAGCUCAGGGCUCUCAGUAUCCGUAGCCGCCGCUUACUCCGACAGUGGCGACAGCAACGGGGCCCGAUCCGUGGACAAUGCGACGCCACCCAUGCACUACUUAACGCCUCAUGUUGAGAUAUCUAUGGCCGAUAACAAUGAGACAUUCUCACCUGGACAGUCCAACCACUUAAAUAAUUCGGAUUCUCGCAUGAACGGUGAGGGCCCUAGCUCUCCGCAGUCGGGUGACAGCGCUAUUGCCAGUAGCUCGCUCUCCGCCGGACUUCCGACCAACAUAACUCCGUCCAUCACACUUAUACCAAUAAAACAGGAGCCGAACGCCCAAGAGGAGUCGGGCACUGGCGGCGGCGACGGCGAGGCCAACGGCGACAAGCGCGGCGUGUCGUCGUCGCUCAUCAAGGUGUCGCCGCUCAAGAGCCUGCUGCGCGAGGACCUGCGCCGACGCAUCUCAGCCAGGGGGCGCGCGCGCGGAUCCAACGCGUCCCGCGCGUCUCCGUCGGAGGGCGGCGUGACGACGUCGACGAUGGGCGAGGCGGCGCUGCCGGCCGGGCCGCUGGUGUGCGCCUUCUGCGCCAUCACGUUCCCCGACUCCACCCUCUACUUCCUGCACAAGGGCUGCCACUGCGACUCCAACCCGUGGAAGUGCAACAUCUGCGGCGAGCAGUGCUGCAACGUUUACGAGUUCAACUCCCACCUGCUGAGCAAGAGCCACCAAUGACUGUUCGCGGGGGGGCCGCUGGACCGCUGACCCGCGCCGAGCGAGCCGCUUUCUCUCCGCUCCCGCCCGCCCCCCUCCGCCCUCCCCCUCGGCUGACCCUCGGCCGACCCUCGGCCGCGGCGGGCCGAAGUGCUUCGAACGCUGACCCCCCGAAGCUGUUUCGUUUAAAGUGCAAAUUACGUCGAGGUAUAUUUUAGAGGUUAUUCUUAAUAGUUAAAUGAGCGAGGAUAUUUGUACGGAUAUUUUAGUACUUAAUAAAUUAAUACGAGCCGAGAUAAUUUCGAAUUUUCGAAUUGUCUCGCGAUUGGUUUUAGUUGAUCGAUACGAAUUAUCGGCGCGUCCGUUGGGCGUGCGGCUCGCACGCAUCGCAGCGGUGCGAUUUGUAUUUAAAAAAAGCUGAAGACUUGCUAACUCGGAAAUUAAAAUACAUUCCAAUUGAGACGUAUGCAUUUUGCUAAUGUAAGAAUUAAUUAUGUCUUUGGAGGGGAAGAAGUGACUACAUACUUUAAAUUACCCAUUACGGUUAGAUUUUAUUUAUUAUUUCAUUUUACAGUACUAAACUGUAUAUUACCGUGAUUGAAAAAAAAACUAAAUUUUAGAAUAUUUUUGGUGCGAUAGUGAAUUUUACAAAUGUUUAGAUUGUACAAAUUAAUAUAUUUUUACAUUUCGCUGUUGACAAGAUGUUAUUGAAAGGCAUAGCCUAUAUUUCCGUGAUUGUUUAAUUAUUGUGAUUGUGUACAGACAGGAAUUUAAAAUUCUACAUUCCGUUUUUUUUAUUUAUAUUUUCUUUUUGCAUGUGAUGCAAGUCCACGACUAAUACUUAAUGUACAAUAUAAAUUUAUUUUUUGUUAUACUUAAUCACUUUAUUUCUAAAAUAUGCAUUGUUUUUAUUACGUUAUUUAAUUUCACGAUGUACUUAAUACGUUUUGUUAUCGAUUUUGGUGGAUGAUAUUGGGCUCUUUCUGUUCGAAGAUGAGUUUUGUAGUAGUUUACUUUGGUGAAAGGAUUGCCUGACGAAGGUAUACUUGCUCAAUAUAGCUCAAGUAUGGGAGGAGUUAGUCGCGCACAAAGCAUAAUAGUACCGGGACCCAUACUGCGCAAGUUCUCUUCUGCAGAAAGACGCGAGUGCUGACCGUGGUGCCUGUACGACUGUACACGACUAUUGUUUAUUGCAUAAUGUUGCAGCACAGACGAUGUCUGGGGCUUAUCGAGUGGUGGAACUAAUUAGAUCUCUUAACGUUACUCGCGCCAGAUUACUGAAAUGACACUCCACGUUCAGGCAUUGUUACCGCGACAUAACGUCAAAUCGACCGUUGUGUACUGUGUUUUAUUGUCUGAGAUGCAGUCGCAAUACUCCUUGAUUACAUUUUCACUGGUGUCAGGUAAAACGAAGCCUUUAUUUACGGUUUCAUUUUAGUAGUCUGCCGUUAACAAUCUAUAAAAGGGUUAAUGUAUGAAAUUGACGAUUUUUUUUUCAAUAUUCAUUAGUAUACAAACAAUUUCUUUGUCUAUGUCUAUUAUUCUUUUGUUAUUUUAAACUUUAUGUUAGGAACUAAUUUUCAUUUAUUUUUUUCACUAAAAGAAAUAAAUCUACAAACACAGCUCGUCAUAAGUGGCGUCCGUUUCCGUACCUUUGUGUAUCCUAUAGUUGAAAGUCUCAAUUUAUCCACAAACUUUACUGAGACUUGUGUUCCUGAAAAAAUGUUUGUUAUGGGACAAUAGAUAUUCGUUAAAUUCUCCAUACAAAACGGCAAUUUCAUACUUCAACACUUAAUAUUACUUACUCUCAUUUUACACUAUGUAAAAAGAAGUGCUCAACCGAAUGGUGAACGAUUUUUAUCUAUACAUACUUAUUAAUUGAUGUACAAAAAUCAUAUCAUAACAUGGAAGUAUAAUGCAUUUACAGAAUACUACUGUAAUGCGUUAGUCCACUGACCUAAUAUAAAAUUAGAAAUUAGGCUUAUUUAAUAUUAAUUAUUAUAGUCACUUACUACAUUCCUUGUACCUAUUGAAUUGGUUAAUCCGUUCCAUUUUCUUUUAACGUAGAUAACCUGAGAUUUACAUUCCUUUAGGUGUUAAGUACUUAAUAUCGGUUGUGGUCUUGCCUGUUAAGUUUACGAGGACGACGUAGAUGGAACUGAAUUUGUUUACCAACGAAGUUUUGUUUUGUUUUGUUGUUACGACGGUACUAGAGUUAGCGGGCGGCGGCGCGUACGUGGCCCUAGUGAGUUACCUGAAACAUGCAACACGUAUUUAUUAAAGAGAUUCUUAUAUAUUGUGCUGUUUCGUUGUUGGUUAUGUAUAACUCUGAUAUUUAUUUAUACAUAUUAAUUUCUACCGCAGCCGCCGCAAUGUAACUAAGAUAAGUUAUGUUAAGAGCUAUUAAUAUAAUUAAUUGGUAACCCCAUUGGGCGCCUUUACUUAAUCCGUCCAUAUCUAAUGAUAAAUUGCCUUUAAUAUUUAAUAGAGUAAUAUAUUUUAUAGAUUUUAGAUAUAAUUAUUAAGAUCAGAUCUAAGUAUAAAAAUGUUUACAGAUUGCAGAGGUUUAAAGAUUAUUUAUUUAUCUUAUAUAAAUCGUAGUCUGUAUUAUAAGUUGAUCAAGUGAGCAAACGGCGAGUGAGCCUAAUGUUCAAUAACAAUUUAAGUAUAUUUACAUAAUUAUUAUUGUCUUGCUUGAUUCGUUUGUAAUACAGAGAAAAUAUUGUUGAUUGUUGCAAUUCAAAGUAAAUAGAUAUUUUUUGUGUGGUUAAAUAUAACUUGAAAAACUUAAGUAUUUGAAUGUUGUUUUAGUGCAGUGUUAAAAUUAUGUUGUCAAAGUAUAGGAAAAAAAACAGUAUUCAAAUUAUAUCCCUCGUAGGAUUUCUUUCUAUAUUGUAUUCCAUUUCCAUUGUUGUCAAUAAAUUAUCUAUUUUAUAUAAAAUGUAUUAUCAAUUUGAAAUUGAUAAGUUAUCCUCAGAUGCAUCCACUAGUGUUGAAACGAAUGUGUUAGUGUAGCAAUCCUCACCUUAAUACCAAAUCACAGCUUACCAACAUUUUAAUUUCGUUAUAAGUUGUUAUGUAUGUAAUAUUAUGUAAGAUAGAUAAAUUAACAUGGUUGAAAGCAAUUAUUUGUAUAAGCGGGUUGAGUGUCGUUGAUAUUUUACUGUUACAUUUAUUAUGUUAAAUCAUUAUUAAACAAAUAAUAUCAUUUUACUAAUUUUUAAAGAGAUACUAUUUACGCAGAACCAGUUUGGAAUAAAUUGAGUGAUAGUGAUUUAUUAUAUCAAUUUUAGCAGAUUGUGCCUUAGAUGAAUGUUACAUAUAAAGAAAUUGUGAUGUAUUCAUGUUUUUGGAAAUUAUGUCUCAUAUUUUAGAUGUGUCCAAUUGAAUAUUGUCACAUAUAAAUUAUAUCAAUAAAU
Molecule: messenger RNA, 5100 nt
Organism: Ostrinia furnacalis (Asian corn borer)
Lineage: Eukaryota; Metazoa; Arthropoda; Insecta; Lepidoptera; Crambidae
Product: DNA-binding protein Ikaros
Exons: 7
Coding region: 269-1702 (477 amino acids)
Biological process (GO): regulation of transcription by RNA polymerase II
Cellular component (GO): nucleus
Molecular function (GO): DNA-binding transcription factor activity, RNA polymerase II-specific
Source: RefSeq, a predicted model, not a curated record